GCUACUGCUGCUGCUACUGCUGCACGACUGGCAUUGCAGCCAAUCCCCAAAAGCCAAGGCCUCAACGCUGGAAAUAGCACUCUCCAACCUAGCGCCACACACGCGCGAGUCUGGCAGAGACAGAUCCGUCUGGCAAAGACAAUCUCGACAUGCAAUGCCAACGCCUUUGUUCCUGGCAAAAGUCUCCUCGGUGACUCUUGUCGGUUUAUAGUGUCAGUUGUUCUUACUAUGGAGUAA
Messenger RNA from Colletotrichum lupini, 237 nucleotides. RefSeq lists its product as uncharacterized. The annotation marks the transcript as partial. NCBI's taxonomy places the organism in Eukaryota, Fungi, Ascomycota, Sordariomycetes, Glomerellales, Glomerellaceae. The transcript has 2 exons. The record is from RefSeq and is a predicted model, not a curated record.